GUGCUGAAGCUGAACAAGAUGGCUGUGCGUUGGGGAGCGGAGAGCUGAGAGAGAAAGCGAGGGGGGGGAGAAAGAGUCUCAAAAUUAGACAGACAGCCAUUAAAAAAGACAGAGGGAAUAGCGACGCUGGCGCUCACUCUCCAAGUGUGAAGAUUUGUAUUUCUGUCGGGCGUAACGAGCGCUGCCAGGCCCCGUCUGUGCCAGCGACGGCAGGCUUCUCCAUCUCCACCUCCACCUCCAGCCCCAGCGACUCGUUCCCAGGCUGUAAAUUGCACAGAUUAGCUCAAUUACGGAAGCUGGUGAAGAAACUGGACCUUGUACCAAAGGCGCAUAUAAGAAAUGUCAUUGCUGUGUGUUGGAGUGAAAAAAGCCAAGCUUGAUGGACCCCAAGAGAAAUUUAACACAUACGUGACCCUGAAGGUGCAGAAUGUUAAGAGCACCACCAUCGCUGUGCGCGGCAGUCAGCCAUGCUGGGAGCAGGACUUCAUGUUUGAAAUAAACCGCCUGGAUCUGGGCCUGACAGUGGAGGUGUGGAAUAAAGGGCUGAUCUGGGACACCAUGGUGGGCACCUUAUGGAUCCCCCUGCGCAACAUACGGCAGUCCAACGAGGAUGGUCCAGGCCAGUGGCUGACUCUGGACGCCAAUGCGAUCAUGGGCGAGAACGAGGUCUGUGGAACCAAAGACCCGACCUUUCACAGGCUGCUGCUCGACACCCGCUUUGAACUGCCACUAGACAUUCCUGAGGAAGAAGCCAGAUACUGGGCCAAGAAACUUGAACAACUAAAUGCCAUGAGAGAUCAAGAUUAUGCCUAUCAAGAAGAACAGGAGCGACCACUCCAUGCACCAACCACACAGUGCUGUAAUUGGAGUCUGUGGGGAGAUCAGCAAAACGAGGAUCCAGACAGCGCCGUGGACGACAGGGACAGUGACUACCGCAGCGAGACCAGUAACAGCAUCCCGCCUCCCUACUACACCACCUCCCAGCCAAACGCUUCCAUGCACCAGUAUCCCAUGAGGCACCAGCAAUACAGACACUCCUAUGGCGACGACAUCCACGACCUGGACUACGACCACAGAGCCAUGAGACACUAUGAUAGUUUAGACUCGGCCACCAACGGGCGCAGCGAUAUCGACUCAGGCUCAGGAUCGAGCCGGCGCACCAGCCGUCAGUAUUCUCUAGACAGUAGGCAUUCACUGUCCGAUAGUCCCACAGACAGUCGUUACGCCUCGUCAGGCGAGUUGAGUCGAGGCAGCUCUCAGCUCAGUGAGGAGUUUGUUGCUGAGGACGGCGAGAGCUUGCGAGGUUCAGAGUUCUACGAUGAAAACGACUCCUACCACUCCUGCCACUCCUCCGUCAGCUACGGCAAAGAGGAUUCCCCAGGAUGGGAUGGUGAGGACCCCCAAGGCGUCUACAGUGAUGAGGGAGGCUACCUCAAAGAUGGAGGGGAAGAGGGGGCGCUGUACGCCGAAGAGGAGGGCGACAUGUACGGGGAGGAUGGAGAGUACAACUACGAAGAUGAGGAGGACAUGCCUUUCGAGGAAGAUGAAGAUAUGUAUCCACUUGACGGCACACUCAGUGAAGACCAGGAGCCACCCUACACCCCCACACCUACAAGCACUGCCCCCACCCUGAUGCCACCCUCUGAUAGUCUUGCCUCCACCAGGCCACCUCUGGAGAAGCAGCCGUCGCUGCAUCAGCAGCGGCCGGCCCAAGAUCAGGUCCAACCCCCCAGCACAGCUCCUGGUCUACCUCCAGUCACACAGGAUGACACAUUGCCCCCUUUCAGUGCAGAAUCCACCAAGCCUCCAUUUACACCCACCCAGCCAGCUCUGUCAACCACCACCACAUCCACCCCUACGACCACAUCACAGGUUCCAGCUCCAGAUACCAAGCCCCUGGAGCCUGAACCCGAGUCCAGAGUGCCACUGGAAGAACCUAAACCUCCUGAGCAGCCUCCGGCAGCAGAGAGUGUCCCCCCAGCUCCUACGGAGAAAACAGAGGAGCCACCUAUUCCAAGUUUCCCAAAGAGGGAAAUCAUGGAACCUGGUCCUGCCAGAGCCAAAGCCAACUGGCUUCGACUUUUCAGCCGAGUACGACUACAGCUGCAAGAGGCUCGAGGAGAAAGUGUUGGCAUCGCCUCUCUGCUUUUAUCAGCAGGGAUGGGUGGCGCUCUGUAUAGCAUUGACAGCAUGCCAGACCUCAGGAAGAGGAAAGCUAUGCCUCUCGUCCGAGAUCUGGCUAUGUCCUUGGUUCAGAACUCCAGGAAGGCAGGCAUCACCUCAGCCCUGACGUCCAGCACGCUGCAUAAUGAAGAACUGAAGAGUCACGUCUACAAGAAGACCCUCCAGGCCCUUAUUUAUCCCAUCUCCUGCACCACCCCGCACAAUUUCGAGGUGUGGACAGCCACCACGCCCACUUACUGCUACGAGUGUGAGGGACUACUGUGGGGUAUCGCUCGCCAGGGCAUGCGCUGUACCGAGUGUGGAGUCAAAUGCCACGAGAAGUGCCAAGAUCUACUCAAUGCUGAUUGUCUGCAAAGAGCAGCAGAGAAGAGCUCCAAACACGGUGCCGAGGACCGAACCCAGAACAUCAUCAUGGUUCUCAAAGACCGCAUGAAGAUCCGCGAGAGAAACAAACCCGAGAUCUUCGAACUCAUCCAGGAGGUGUUCGCCAUCGUCAAGGCCACCCACGUCACCCACAUGAAGCAGAUCAAACAGAGCGUGCUCGAUGGCACCUCUAAGUGGUCGGCCAAGAUCAGCAUCACAGUGUUGUGUGCCCAGGGUCUACAAGCCAAGGAUAAAACCGGCUCCAGUGAUCCUUAUGUCACCGUCCAGGUGGGAAAAACCAAAAAGAGGACCAAGACCAUCUACGGCAACCUCAACCCUGUCUGGGAGGAGACGUUUAAUUUUGAAUGCCACAACUCCUCGGACCGCAUCAAGGUGCGAGUGUGGGAUGAGGACGACGACAUUAAGUCCCGUGUGAAGCAGAAGUUCAAGCGCGAGUCGGACGACUUCCUCGGUCAAACUAUCAUCGAGGUCCGCACUCUGAGCGGAGAGAUGGAUGUCUGGUACAAUCUGGACAAGCGUACAGACAAGUCAGCUGUGUCCGGGGCUAUUCGAAUGCACAUUAAUGUGGAGAUCAAAGGAGAGGAGACGGUCGCCCCCUAUCACGUCCAGUACACCUGUUUGCAUGAAAACCUUUUCCACUAUGUGACAGAUAUCCAGAACAACGGUGUGGUGAAGAUCCCCGAUGCCAAAGGGGAUGACGCAUGGAAGGUCUACUUUGAGGAGACGCCCCAGGAGAUUGUAGAUGAGUUUGCCAUGCGUUACGGAGUGGAGUCCAUCUACCAGGCCAUGACUCACUUUGCCUGCCUAUCAUCCAAGUACAUGUGCCCAGGUGUGCCUGCAGUGAUGAGUACCCUACUGGCUAACAUCAAUGCCUACUACGCUCACACCACCCAGGCAACAAACAACGUAUCUGCCUCCGACCGCUUCGCUGCCUCUAACUUUGGAAAAGAGAGAUUUGUCAAGCUUCUGGACCAGCUCCACAACUCCCUGCGCAUUGACCUGUCCAUGUACCGCAACAAUUUCCCUGCCAGCAGUCCCGAGAGGCUGCAGGACCUCAAGUCCACAGUGGACCUCCUCACCAGUAUCACCUUCUUCAGAAUGAAGGUUCAAGAGCUUCAGUCUCCUCCCAGAGCCAGCCAGGUAGUGAAGGACUGUGUCAAAGCCUGUCUCAACUCCACCUACGAGUACAUCUUUAAUAACUGUCAUGAGCUGUACAGCCGCGAGUAUCAGACAGACCCGGCCAAACAGGGUGCUGUGCCUCCAGAGGAGCAGGGACCCAGCAUCAAGAAUCUGGACUUCUGGUCCAAACUCAUCACACUUAUCGUCUCCAUUAUUGAGGAGGACAAGAACUCCUACACUCCCUGCCUAAACCAAUUUCCCCAGGAGCUCAACGUGGGUAAAAUCAGCGCUGAAGUGAUGUGGAACCUGUUUGCUCAGGAUAUGAAGUAUGCAAUGGAGGAACAUGAAAAAAAUCGCUUGUGCAAGAGUGCGGAUUACAUGAACCUGCACUUCAAGGUCAAGUGGCUGUACAACGAGUACUGCAAAGACCUGCCCUUCUUCAAGAGCAGAGUGCCUGAAUAUCCUGCGUGGUUUGAGCCAUUUGUCAUUCAGUGGCUGGACGAAAAUGAGGAGGUGUCUCGGGACUUUCUGCACGGCGCUUUGGAGAGAGACAAAAAAGAUGGGUUCCAGGUCACAUCAGAACAUGCUCUGUUCUCCUGUUCGGUGGUGGACGUGUUUUCUCAGCUCAACCAGAGCUUUGAGAUCAUCAGGAAGUUAGAGUGUCCGGAUCCGCAGAUUGUAGGACACUACAUGAAGCGAUUUGCAAAGACCAUCAGCAAUGUGCUUCUGUCCUACGCUGAUAUCAUCUCCAGGUUGUUCGCCAACUAUGUCACCAUGGAGAAAGUGCCCUGCAUCCUGAUCAACAACAUCCAACAGCUGAGAGUUCAGCUGGAGAAGAUGUUUGAAGCCAUGGGUGGAAAAGAUCUGUGUGUGGAGGCCAGUGACAUCCUGAAGGACCUGCAGGUUAAGCUCAACAAUGUCAUGGAUGAUCUCAGCAGGGUCUUUGCUGUCAGUUUCCAGCCUCACAUAGAGGAGAAUGUGAAGCAGAUGGGAGACAUCUUGGCUCAAGUGAAGGGAACGUCAAAUGUGGGAAAUGCCAGCAGCGUGGCGCAGGAUGCUGACAAUGUCCUGCAGCCCAUCAUGGAGUUCCUGGACAGCAACCUGACUUUGUUUGCUAAGAUCUGUGAAAAGACGGUGCUGAAACGUGUGUUGAAGGAGCUGUGGAAGCUGGUGAUGAACACCAUGGAGAAGACCAUCGUUCUGCCGCCACUCACAGACCAAACGAUGAUUGGGAGGCUGAAGAGUGCUUCUCACAGUGAUGGCACUCAGCUCAUAUUUAACGCUGCCAAGGAGCUGGGACAGCUGUCCAAGCUGAAGGAGCACAUGGUUCGUGAGGAGGCCAAAGCGCUCACCCCUAAGCAGUGUGCUGUGAUAGAGCUGGCCCUGGACACCAUCAAGCAAUAUUUCCAUGCUGGUGGUGUGGGUCUGAAGAAGACUUUCCUGGAGAAGAGUCCUGACCUCCAGUCUCUCCACUACGCCCUGUCCCUCUACACGCAGGCUACAGACAAACUCAUUAAGACCUUUGUCCAGUCACAGAAUGCCCAAGUGUUCGGCGGGAAGGGGGUGAGGUUCACCACUAGUGAGGAUGUUUACCCAGAGAAGGGAUCUGGAGUGGACGAUGCCGUGGGAGAGGUGUCCAUCCACGUGGAGAUCUUUACUCACCCCAACACUGGAGAGCACAAGGUCACAGUGAAAGUGGUGGCUGCCAAUGACCUGAGGUGGCAGACGCAGGGAAUAUUCCGGCCAUUUGUGGAGGUGUAUAUCAUCGGCCCUCACCUCAGCGACAAGAAGAGGAAGUACGCCACCAAGUCGAAGAACAACAGUUGGGCUCCCAAAUACAAUGAAACCUUCACUUUCACCCUGAGUAGCGAGGUGGGUCCUGAGUGCUAUGAGCUGCAGGUGUGUGUGAAGGACUACUGCUUCGCGCGAGAGGACCGCACCGUGGGCAUGGCUGUCCUGCAGCUGAAGGAUGUAGCCUCUAAGGGCAGCGUCGCCUGCUGGCUACCACUAGGUAAACGCAUCCACAUGGACGAGACGGGCCUCACUGUCCUGCGUAUCCUCUCCCAACGCAACAACGACGACGUGGCCAAGGAGUUCGUCAAGCUCAAGUCGGACCAGCGCUCUGCAGAAGAGGGCCGCAGCUAAGAGACAUGACAGAAAUUUAAAAUGACCCGUCUGAAGCUCAAUCAGACUUUGCCACCUACUGCCCCGGAGCUCUCAGGAGCCACCGCUAGCCACUGCCCUGAUGAUCCAGUGUUGUAAAAGCACAGAUAAGACACCACACAUCCAGUGCUGUAAAUACAUUCAUUUCAGUGGAAAGUGCUAAACAAGUCAUCACUAAUCUUCUUCAAAAAGCACCAGUGUAUCUCUAUCACUGCAGAUAUUAUAUCAGCCAUCCUUUUGACGAACAGUAUAUAGAGUUUAAUCACAGAGCAUAUAUCUACUUUCCUCUGUCCGAAGAGGUAAGUCAUGCCAUUACAAGCACGCACGCACGCACACGCACGUGCACACACACACACACACACACACACACAUACACACCCACACCUCGUUUGACUGGUUAAGGUGAGAAAUAUUUUGUAGCCUUUAAUAUUUUGGCUUCCUCUCGUCCCCUCCCUGGCCUUCACCCGCUCAGAGAAGGGAUGGCAAGUGCCAACAGAUAAUCGCUGAAAUAUGCCAAGACCAGCCCUAAGCACAACAGGACCAACUGUCCAACUGACUCAUUAACAACAACAACAACGGCUGCAAGGCCUCAAACAUUCCAGAUAUCGGGCGGGGAACAAAGCACUAUUUAGUUAAGAUAAUUUUAAUAUUUAUUUACUGCUCUCUUCCAAAUUAUAUUUAUAUUUAAAUAAUUCUAUAUAUCAUAUAAUAUAUAAUAUACGAAGGACAUAUGUAAAGUUAUAUACAGGAUUAUUCGAUGGACGUGUGGUCCUUGAAAGAUUGUCCUCGUCUGUCUUUAUGUCCGUCUACCCUGUAACAGAGCACACUGCCUGACACCCUCAAUGCCUUCUGUCUUGUUGACCCUCGUAUGGUGUGUCUGUCUCCUAUAUAGCGACAGUAUAGAGAGUAAUCUGAUGAAAACACGCCUUCAAGCACUGUGAUUCAUCAGAGUAUAUGUGUGUGAGAAUGUCCAAGUGUGAAUGUAUACAUAACUAAUGCGCGAGUGUGUUUGUAAGAUCGUUCUAAUGUCGACCUCAUGUAGCCGCCCGUGUUGCCUGUUACCUGCAAAUGUAAUCACAGAAAGCCAUCACAAGCGACGAACAUCACACAGAGGGGGGUGUUCAUAUUCAGAUUAGAUUCUGGAGGAUUUUCAAAGUGUCUUUUACUCUGGGGAGGAUGCAUCUUAUAUCUUAUGAUGGUUAUUUCCAUCGUUUUUGUUGUUACUGCAAACAUUCCCAACAGCCCUGUACUGGGUGUGUGAGAGGUGCGCGACAGAGGGAGAAAAACUGCCACUUCCUUUUCUUACAAAUUGCCAAAUCAAAACCUGCAUGUGAGGAGAUCAUGGAAACCUGAGAUCCUAUUUUGCAAAAGCAACAUGCUCUGAGGCAAAAAUAUCUUACAAAACCACACACGCUGCACCCCAGGGAGAGCAAAAAUCAGUAAUGAUUUACCACCCAUGAUCUCCAAUGAUCCAGCUGCAGGUGCUGUAACCCUGAUCUCUGAUACAGAAAAGUCAGACCUCUGCUAAAGGGCUGCAGAUCCAGGUCCACACCAGGUCUGGCGCUGACAUUUAAAAGAGGGCCUACAGCUUCGUAGAGAUGUAGUGUGAAGAUUUUAGAAGCACAGGGUCUUUAAUGCACCCAUAAUAACACGUUUAUACUCAGAUAUUUUUAUUUUAUUUUCAGUAAAUGUUUAUGGAAUGACAGGAAAUACACAUCAAGGCUUCAGAUCAUCCUACAGUGAAAUCAUUUCUUUAAUCUAGAGUUGAUUUCAUGUGAAACUAAAUGUUUUGAAGUGACUAUUGACUGUCCAGCAUGUCUCUUAAUUCAACUUCUAUUUUCAUGAA
Molecule: messenger RNA, 7696 nt
Organism: Epinephelus lanceolatus (giant grouper)
Lineage: Eukaryota; Metazoa; Chordata; Actinopteri; Perciformes; Serranidae
Source: RefSeq, a predicted model, not a curated record